AUGGCGCCGCAGCCUACCGCCGCAGCCACCACGGCUUCGGAUGACGUGACGCAAGAACCGACGCCGCCGGACGGAUCCCAGGACAGACAACUUGUCAAUGACAGCGAGGGGCUUCCCUCGCGGCCGCCGCCCAAGAAGCGCAGGCGCAUUGUAAUUUCGUGCACCGAAUGCCAUCGCAGAAAGCAAAAGUGCGAUCGCGAAUUACCUUGCGCCAACUGCGUUUCCCGCAAUAAGCAAGAUGCUUGCCGCUACGAGACCGGCGCGCCGACCGCGAAAAAGCAAGAUCGCAAGGACUCGAUCGAGGGGGGACCCGCCGUGCCGACCGGCGCGUCUGCCACGACCAGCCCGGAGGAGGCCAAGCAGAUCCUGAGGGGCGGGCCCGUCCCGUCCAACGUCGUCGACUUUGGCUACUCGUACGCGGGCGCCUCGACGCUGGGCUUCCUGAAGCAGAUCGACAAGGCAAACCCGGGCGAGUCGCUGGCGCAGCUCGCCGGCCCCGGCCCCGGCGGCGACUCGGCCCAGCCGAACGGCGGCUUCGGCACCAAAGCGCGGUACAAGAACCUGAUACGCCAGCUGCCGGCGCGCGAGUACCUCGACAAGCUGGUCGACAUGUACUUUCGCGAGUUCAACUGGCAGUACUACGCGCUGGACCGGGACGUCUUCAUGGCGCAGAUGGACGAGUGGAACACCCUGCCGUUCAACCUCCUGACCACGGCCGGCCCGCACGGCCUGUCGCCCGACCUCAGGGCGUUCCCCGCUCUGCUUUUCCAGGUCCUGGCCGUGUCGCUGCUUGCCCUCCCCCGCGACCCGGACCCGGAGUACAACUCGAUAAAGUACAAUGCGAACAUGACCUUUGAGGAUCUCGCCAUGGACUACAGCGAGUCCGGGGUGGGCAUACUGUCGCUUCUGGGUAAAAGGCAGAUGUCGUUGACCACCGUGCUGGCCGGGUUUGUUCGGGUGCAGUUCUUGAAGUAUUCUGCCAACGUCACCGAGGCCUGGCAUGCUAUUUCGAGCGCGAUCAGGGAUGCCCAAGAAAUCGGCAUUCACCGAGAUAGCCUCGACCCAAAGCCAAAGAGUGACGAAGCAGAAGCGGUGCUGGAAAAUCAAUGGGAGAUUCAACGGCGCCGCAGGAUGUGGAUGACUCUGGUCAGCUGGGAUCUACACACCGGCAUCGUAUUGGGUCGACCACUGACAGUCGACAAUCCGAACCAUGCCACGAUGCCGGUCGACGCGCCGAUACCUACGAAUAGAUCCAAGACACCGGUGCGACCGCGUGGCGAGGAUGACCCGCCUACUCCCCUAACCCGGGCGAUCUGGUCCUGCAGAGUGAUGGGCUAUCUUCGCGACAUACUCGAUCUGGAAAGAGAAGGGCCAUGCCCAAAGAGCUUUGCCAAGGUUGAAAAGUUACACGCUAUACUGGUUGAACUGGAGGAGCAGACCCCGCCGUUUCUCCGGAUGGAGCACCCUGAUACGAGAUGGGACUCGUCACCAGAAUGCUACUGGCUCCCUUGGUGUAGGUCGAUCCUGCUGCAGGUGAUUGCUUUUGACUUUAUGGCACUCCAUCGGCCGUAUAUCUUCACGCGGCAAGCAAGCAGAAGGGAGGCUCUCAAGGCUUGUCUGUCAAUGCUGCAAUCGCAGAGACUCCAGUUCCAGUCUCUGAAGCCGGAGCAGUAUAGGACAUUCUCGCUCUUCUUUGGAACAUUUGACGCCAUUGUGCUCAUGGCGUCAAUUUACAUCCUUUUCCCUAACGAGAAUGGAGACCUUCUUGAUGAUGCGAGACAGCAUUUUGGCUGGGGAGUGGAAAGAUUUGAGGCGAUGUCAGUGCGGAACUCGCUUGCCAGAGCGGCGCGUAGCGUUUUGCAUGCUAUCUACCUCCGCCUCAAAAAGGCGUUGGGCAACAAGGGCCAUUGGCCUUGCCAUUCGGCGCCGGUGCCCAUGGAUCCCGCGCUGGUCUCGCCACCCACCAUCGACACCAGUCUCUCUAACGGUCGAAGCAGUCUCAGUAGCGGUGGUCUCGUAUCCGACGUCACGGCGUCAACGACGCCUGCGGGAUCCAAUUGCGCCACCGGAGACAGCAUGUACGCACCAGGACAGCCGCAACAGCAGCAGCAGGAGCUAGGAGGCGACGGGAGCGGGCUCGACUUCAACCUGCCUCCGGACUUUGACUGGUCGUCAAUUCAGCCCCUCUAUGCCAUGGGAGAUCUCGUGUACAACGAUCUAAUGGGCAUCAGCGAGGACGGAUCGCAGCAGCCGUUGCCUGUGUGGAACACGACGGGCCUGGGGACGGAUGCGGCAGCUGCACAAGUGCCGUGGCAGUUUGACGGCAACUUCAACGACAACAGUCUUUGGAAUCUGUUCAACGAGUUCACGCCGCCUUGA
Molecule: messenger RNA, 2379 nt
Organism: Thyridium curvatum
Lineage: Eukaryota; Fungi; Ascomycota; Sordariomycetes; Thyridiales; Thyridiaceae
Exons: 4
Coding region: 1-2379 (792 amino acids)
Biological process (GO): regulation of DNA-templated transcription; DNA-templated transcription
Cellular component (GO): nucleus
Molecular function (GO): DNA binding; DNA-binding transcription factor activity, RNA polymerase II-specific; zinc ion binding
Source: RefSeq, a predicted model, not a curated record